GCAGUCGGUGCACAGCAGCUGUCGUAUAGGGUCGUACUCGGCACUGCCCCGUCCCUCGAAGGAAAUAAAAAGUCCUUGGAAAAAAUAAAAAUGAGCAAAAACACGAAGCUUUUGGAAAGCGUGAGUAAAUACUUCACCGAAGAGACUCUUCGCGAGAUCGUGGCAAACGCGUACGGGGUGGAGAAAAACACCGAAAACAUCAAAGUGUCGUCGUGGGAUUUCGGCCACGCCAGCAAACGGGGCGACAGUUACCUGUCCACGGUCGACAGGAUCGCCAUCCGGAGCAAAGUGAAUGGUGCUGCGAAGGAGUUGAAAGUAGUGGUAAAGUCCUUGCCGAACAACAUCGGCAGGCGAAAAACCUAUCGGAGCGCCGAUUUUUUUCGCAACGAGAUCGUCUUUUACUCCGAGAUAGCUCCAAAGUUCCAAGAGUUUUUAAAAUCCAAGGAGCAGUCCUCGCUGCUCCUCCUGCCGAGUUGCCUGGCCUUCCAUCUCGACGGGGAUAACGACUUUAUCGUCCUGGAGGACAUGUGCCCCCGAGGCUUUGGUCCAGCGGCUCGGCAGAACUGCCUCACCUUCGACGAGUGCACCUGCAUCCUCGAAGCCAUGGCUCGCUUCCACGGCGUAUCCUUCGCCUACCGGGACCAGCACCGGGAGGACUUUGAGAGGAUCGCCUCGAGACUUACCGAGACGUACUUUACCGAGCACCUCUACGAGACUUGGUACGAGAGAUUCUUCAUCAAAGUGACCGACAUCGCCAAAGACGCCCUGGCCAAGGAGUACCCCGACAGCGAGGCUCAGCGGAGGUUCGGCUCGUACGGGGUGGCUGAGCUGUACAAAAAGUGCGUGGACUUUUGCUCGCGCACCACCAGCCCGACCUCGGUCGUCAACCAGGGCGACUCGUGGGCGCCGAAUUUCCUCACUCGCACCUGCAACCCCGAGGGCUACAUGGAGGUCCUCAUGCUCGACUUUCAAUUGGCGAGGUGCUGCAGUCCCGUGCUCGACGUCUCGUUUCUCGUCUACUCGUGCACCGAUCAGAAGCUCAGGGACGCCCGGUUCGACGACCUGUUGAGAAACUACCACAGAGAGCUCGCCCGGGCCAUCGAGGCUCUGGGCUCCGACCCCGGGAAAAUUUACCCGUGGGAGUCGUUCGCUCGAGAGGUCGACGAGCAGUUUGUGCACGGGAUGGUCUUUGGGUUGGAGUCCGUGACGUUCAGCACCCUGUCGGACGAGGAGUCCUUCGACCUGGACAUCAUCAAGGAGGACAGGGUGGACAUCGCUGACGUGUGGACGGUGAAAAAUAAGGAGACGGCCGAAAGUAGGCGUCGGCUGGCAGAUAUCAUUGUGCACGCCACGGAUCGGGGUUUUUUGUGAAAACAGUAUGAAUCGACGGUGUGUGGAAAAAAAUGAGGUAACCGUCAAAAGGUCAUUGAUCAUCCGCCGAGGGGCUUUAGCAACGUGUUGGAUUAAUUACUCCGAGCUGUUGCCGUUUACGGAGGGCUUGGAAAGGGAAGGUGGCAAGAACCAGGUCAGACGGGGGGGUCGCAAUAUUCAGAUCCUCCCGUCUUCUUCCUCCCUCCUUCGCUCGGGGAGCCGAGAGAAAGGCCAUUACACCAGUGCGGGGCCAUUGCUGUUUCUCAGUUUCGAGAAUAUGUGGCUUAUUACUGCUGAAAUAUGCGCUCGAGUGUUUCUUUAAUUUUAUUUUUCAUUUCAGCUGAAUUACGCUCUAGAUAAUUUUUAAUUGUGAUUUAUACGCA
Messenger RNA from Copidosoma floridanum, 1754 nucleotides. RefSeq lists its product as uncharacterized. Lineage: Eukaryota; Metazoa; Arthropoda; Insecta; Hymenoptera; Encyrtidae. The record is from RefSeq and is a predicted model, not a curated record.